Molecule: messenger RNA, 3188 nt
Organism: Manihot esculenta (cassava)
Lineage: Eukaryota; Viridiplantae; Streptophyta; Magnoliopsida; Malpighiales; Euphorbiaceae
Product: magnesium-transporting ATPase, P-type 1
Exons: 8
Coding region: 212-3061 (949 amino acids)
Biological process (GO): magnesium ion transport
Cellular component (GO): intracellular membrane-bounded organelle; membrane
Molecular function (GO): P-type magnesium transporter activity; ATP hydrolysis activity; ATP binding
Source: RefSeq, a predicted model, not a curated record
GUUGGUAUCUCUAGGAAAGAGAUCAAAGAAGCAAAACGAGAGGAAGGGAAAUUCAAAGAAGUAGAAAUUUCACACUCAAAUUUUUUAAUCUCUCACUUUCUUCUCUACCUUCUCUUCAAAUCUUCAAAUCCCUUUAACAAUGACUGUUUUGUCCCACUGUUAAGUGUUUCCUCCUUGUCUAUCUCUUCACCAGCAGAACAGAUUUUCACUUAUGGGACUUCGUAAACUCUUCUCCAUUUUCUCUCCUAAUCACCAAAACCAUGAAGACAAAAUCCUUCCUUCUUACAGUCCCAUUCGCGACAAUCUCGUCAAAAGCCCUGAAAACCCCCAUACUAAUGGGUACCCAAGAUCUUUCAUUAAGUACUUGCGCAGCCUUAUGUCCGGAAAGAAAAGUGGUGGAGGGUUAAGGACGGACGAAGAAGAGAGAGUGUAUUCUUGGCUAUAUGCAUUGGCGCAAUCGGAUAAAGAUUUGGUUUUUGAGUAUGUUCAGUCCACAGAAAGGGGCUUGAGCUUCACUGAAGCAGAAAGAAGACUGAAAGAAAAUGGGCCAAAUGUUCCUCUUGAGUAUACUUUUCCAAGUUGGUGGCAUCUUCUGUGGGCUGCAUUUUUCCAUCCUUUCAAUAUCAUUUUGAUUGUGCUGUCAACUCUCUCAUACAUAACCAGUGACAAUCCAAAUGGAUGCAUCUUGCUCAUACUGGUUUUAAUUAGUGUCUGCCUCAGAUUCUACCAGGAAUACAUUAGUUCAAAAGCUGCCAUGAAACUCUAUGAGUUUGUUAAGCGGCCGGUAAAAGUUCAAAGAUGUGCGGGCAGAGUUGUUCAGACAGAGUUACUAGUUCAAGUUGAUCAAAGAGAUGUUGUUCCAGGGGACAUUAUCAUUUUCGAGCCAGGUGAUCUUUUUCCUGGAGAUGUGAGAUUAUUAUCGUCGAAGCACCUUGUCGUAAGUCAGUCCUCAUUAACAGGCGAGUCCUGGACAACUGAAAAAACAGCCUACACUAAAGAAAAUCAGAGCACUCCUUUGCUAGAGUUGAAGAAUAUUUGUUUCAUGGGAACAAAUGUGGUCUCAGGUAGCGGGACUGGUCUGGUUGUUUCCACUGGAUCCAAGACUUACAUGAGCACCAUGUUUUCAACUAUAGGGAAACAAAAACCACCAGAUGGCUUUGAGAAUGGUAUCCGACAAAUAUCCUACGUGCUCAUUGGCGUUAUGCUAAUAGUAAUGACAAUAAUAAUUACGGCUUACUACCUGAAAUCUCGUGCUUUGAGUGAGAGUGUUCUUUUUGGACUCUCAGUGGCAUGUGCGCUUACUCCUAAUAUGCUUCCCCUUAUUGUUAAUACAAGUCUUGCAAAAGGAGCACUUGCCAUGGCCAGAGACAGAUGCAUCGUCAAAAGCUUAGCCUGUAUACGUGAUAUGGGAUCCAUGGACAUCCUAUGCAUGGAUAAGACUGGUACACUCACCAUGGACCAUGCAAUUGUGGUUAAUCAUCUUGACAGUUGGGGGUCACCAAAAGAAAAGGUCUUACGCUUUGCAUUCCUCAACUCUUACUUCAAGACUGAUCAAAAGUAUCCUCUGGAUGAUGCAAUUUUGGCAUUUGUAUACACAAAUGGAUACAGAUUCCAACCAUCCAAGUAUAGAAAAAUAGAUGAGAUCCCUUUUGAUUUUAUACGAAGACGAGUAUCUGUUAUUUUGGAAACUGAAUUCAAUGCAGACGGCAGAAAUGGCCAUGUUCUUGAGAGGAUCAUGGUAACCAAGGGAGCAUUGGAAGAAAUAAUGAAAGUUUGCUCUUUUAUUGACCAUAUUAGUAAGGGCACCAUGACCACUUUCACUUCAGAAGACCAUAGCCGAAUUCUAAAUAUUGGAGAAGAAUUAAGCAACCAGGGGUUGAGGAUUUUAGGAGUUGCAAUGAAAAGGCUAGAAAUGGAAAGAAGUGAUCCAAGCAUUACCAAUUAUGAGUUCACUGAAUCAGACAUGGUCUUCCUUGGUGUAAUUACGUUCUUUGACCCCCCAAAGGACUCAGCAAAGCAAGCUUUGUGGAGGCUGGCAGAGAAGGGAGUCAAAGCGAAAGUAUUAACAGGUGACUCACUAUCCUUGGCAGUAAGGAUUUGUGAAGAACUUGGCAUUAGAACCACCUAUAUAACAACAGGUCCAGAUCUUGAGCAACUCAAUCAGGAUGACUUUCAUGAGACGGUUAAAAGAGCUACAGUGCUUGCUCGGCUCACCCCAACCCAGAAACUCCGCGUGGUGCAGUCCUUACAAACAGUUGGAGACCAUGUAGUUGGAUUCCUGGGAGAUGGAAUCAACGACACACUUGCAAUUGAUGCUGCCAAUGUAGGUAUCUCCGUCGACUCGGGAGCUUCUGUUGCAAAAGACUUUGCUGACAUUAUCUUACUAGAGAAAGAUCUUAACGUUCUAGUUGAUGGUGUUGAACACGGUCGCCUUACAUUUGGUAAUACCAUGAAGUACAUUAAAAUGUCAGUUGUUGCUAAUGUAGGAGGUGUUCUUUCACUCGUUAUAGCAACUCUGCUGCUAGACUUUGAGCCAUUGACACCAAGGCAGCUCCUGACUCAAACCUUUUUGUACAGUGUGGGUCAGAUUGCAAUUCCAUGGGACAAAAUGGAGGAAGAUUAUGUGAGAACACCACAGAAAUGGUCUAUGAAAGGCUUUCCAAUGUUCAUAUUAUGGAAUGGUCCAGUGUGUACACUAUGUGAUAUAGCAAAUCUCAUAUUCCUGUGCUUCUAUUACUCAGCCAAUGGAUCUAACUACAAAUUCUUCCAUUCUGCUUGGUUCAUUGAAGGGCUACUGAUGCAGACACUAAUUUUCCACUUGAUCCGAACGGAGAAAAUCCCUUUCGUUCAGGAGAUCGCCUCAUGGCAAGUGCUGUGUUCGACAGUUGUGAUUUCUGCCAUUGGAAUUGCAAUUCCAUUCACCAUAGUUGGAGAUUUCAUGGGAUUCACUACUCUACCAAUGUCAUAUUUUGGAUUUUUAGUUUUGCUUUUCUUAGUAUAUUUUACACUUGGCCAAGUGGUCAAGAGAGUUUACAUUUUGAUUUACGGAAAAUGGCUUUAGAUAACAUUACUAACUCUUAAUAAGACAAGCAUCGCAAUAGAAGUUGCUUGGAGAGAGAGCAGGGGAAAAAAAAUUCUUUUCCUUUGUAUAUUAUUGAAGAUGAGCAUAAUAAAUGUAGCUUUUCCUA